CAGCCCCUGUCGGUGACUAGUGACUCCUGUUGAGUAACAAGGCUGCAGUCGUUGUACAUAGCUGUCAUUUGUUAAUAUUUCUGUUCUGGCAUCAUGGGCAAGUCAUACCUUGAUCUGGUUAAUGAGUGCGAUAGAUUUCCGUACUACGAAGAUAACCCCGCAGUGUAUCUCGAACAUCUGAAGAACUAUCACAUUUUCAAAGUUGCCGGUUGCGAUGCUGCUCUCGGAUACAUCCUGAACUCUACUGUAGAGAAGUUCUUCUCACUUUCGGACUGCUGGUCAAUCGACACCGCGAACCGGACUGUCACCCUCGUCGCUCCUGCUGACGCUACACCUGAACAGCGCAGUCAACUGGUGGCCAAGUCCCUCGAUAAGGCUGUGGAACUGGGAACGUUUGAUAUCCUGAAAGGAUGGCGCAACGAAAUGUACCCAGUCUACGGACCAGGCGGUGAAUUCCUGCUGGAGAUGGAACGGUCUGCUACUCCUUUGUUUGGUGUCGUCUCAUACGGUGUCCAUUCCACCUGUUACGUCGACGACGCGGAUGGUCUUCGCAUUUGGGUUCCCAGACGCUCGAGAACGAAGCAGACAUAUCCCGGUAUGCUGGAUAACUCUGUGGCGGGUGGAAUGAGCACCACGGAGCAUCCGUUUGAAUGUCUCGUUCGUGAAGCCAUGGAGGAAGCGUCCCUUCCGGAGGACGUUGUCAGGGCUAACGCUACUGCGGCUGGCUGUGUUACGUACACCUAUGUCCGGAGCUCGAAAGCUGGGGGUGAGACUGAUAUGGUGCAGCCAGAGGUCGAGUAUGUCUUCGAUAUCAAGGUUGGGGCUGACAUUGUCCCUAAGCCCUGUGACACCGAAGUAGAGGAAUUCAAUCUCUACACGGUUGAAGAAACAAAGGCGGCAAUGGCCAAUGGGGAAUUCAAGCCCAACUGUGCUGUUGUCUUGAUUGACUUCUUCAUCAGACACGGUAUCAUUACGCCAGAGAACGAGCCAGACUACCUGGAAAUCGUCGCAAGGGUGCACCGCCGCUUUGAAUUCCCAACCGCGUCCCACGUGAUGAAGUGAGCUACAACUGACUCGAGAAUAAGAAUCAGACAAUUGUUGUAGAGAAAUGUUUAAUGUUCUAUUUGAUAUACCCAAUCACCAAUCAAACGCCGGCGCUGCAACCGAAGUACCCCAAUCAAUGCAAAGACUUUUCUGACUAUCCGGACAGAACGGGCAUAUGCCCCAUACU
This is a messenger RNA of Aspergillus sclerotioniger CBS 115572, 1231 nucleotides long. Its product is annotated as thiamine pyrophosphokinase-related protein. The coding region runs from base 94 to 1062 and encodes 322 amino acids. Lineage: Eukaryota; Fungi; Ascomycota; Eurotiomycetes; Eurotiales; Aspergillaceae. Gene Ontology annotation, molecular function: 8-oxo-dGDP phosphatase activity. The record is from RefSeq and is a predicted model, not a curated record. The transcript has 2 exons.